This is a messenger RNA of Moneuplotes crassus, 696 nucleotides long. The record is from the annotation of a GenBank genome assembly. Lineage: Eukaryota; Ciliophora; Spirotrichea; Euplotida; Euplotidae.
AUGGAAUCUGAAGGCAAAAUCAAGUUAGGAUACUGGAAAAUCAGAGGAUUGUUUAGGCACAUCCAAUAUGUACUUGAGUACUGUGGAGUUGAAUACGACACUAAGUACUAUGAAGCUGGAAGCGCACCAGACUAUUCUGGAAAGGAUUGGUUUGAUGAGAAGUUCAAUCUUGGAUUAGAUUUUCCGAAUCUUCCAUAUCUUGUCGACGGUGACUUCAAAAUGACUGAGACAAUACCAAUCAUGUUCUAUAUUGCUGAGAAGCAUAUGCCAGAGCUCAUUGGAGAGACAGCCAAAGGCAAGGGAACCAUCAAGAUGCUGAUGAACAUUAUCCAUGAUGCUAAAAUGAACAUCUCAAAACCUUGCUACAGUCAGGAUGACAAAUCAGUCGUGAUGGAAGCAGCUGAAAAAUCUUUUGAACCAAUCUCUAAAUUUUUGGGUGACAAAGAUUUCUUCAUGGGUGACACAAUGAACUCGGAUGAUUCUAGCCAAAAGCCAACACUCCCAGACUUGUAUAUUACAGAACUAAUCACCCUUGUACUAGCUUUUGAUACUGAGAAAACAUUUGCAGAGAAGUUCCCUAACAUUGUUGCACUCCAAAAGAGAGUUCAUGCACUCCCAGAGAUCAAGGCAUUCUUUGAAAGUGAUAGAUGUCCAGACUUGCCAUUCUUCUACCCGCUCGCGAAGCUGCACCCAUAA